AUGCCUUGCUGUGAAUUAAUAACAAACAUUUCUAUCCCUGACGAUAAAGCUCAAGCUGCAUUAGCUGAAAUAGAAGAUGCAAUAUCUAAUGUUUUAGGAAAACCAACUGCAUAUAUUAUGAGCAACUAUGAUUAUCAAAAGAAUCUCCGAUUCUCUGGAAGCAAUGAAGGAUAUUGCUUUGUUAGAUUAACUAGUAUUGGUGGAAUAAAUAGAUCAAAUAAUUCUUCAUUGGCAGAUAAAAUUACAAAACUUCUUGCCAAUCAUUUAGGUGUUAAGCCAAGAAGAGUUUAUAUAGAAUUCAGAGAUUGUUCAGCUCAAAACUUUGCCUUUAGUGGUUCCCUAUUUGGCUAA
Messenger RNA from Plasmodium vinckei vinckei, 351 nucleotides. Its product is annotated as macrophage migration inhibitory factor, putative. The coding region runs from base 1 to 351 and encodes 116 amino acids. Lineage: Eukaryota; Apicomplexa; Aconoidasida; Haemosporida; Plasmodiidae. The transcript is spliced from 2 exons. Gene Ontology annotation, molecular function: phenylpyruvate tautomerase activity. The record is from RefSeq and is a predicted model, not a curated record.